Messenger RNA from Lichtheimia ornata, 2328 nucleotides. RefSeq lists its product as uncharacterized. Gene Ontology annotation, cellular component: cullin-RING ubiquitin ligase complex. The record is from RefSeq and is a predicted model, not a curated record. Gene Ontology annotation, biological process: ubiquitin-dependent protein catabolic process; protein ubiquitination. The transcript is spliced from 18 exons. Bases 1 to 2328 code for a protein of 775 amino acids. Gene Ontology annotation, molecular function: ubiquitin protein ligase binding. NCBI's taxonomy places the organism in Eukaryota, Fungi, Mucoromycota, Mucoromycetes, Mucorales, Lichtheimiaceae.
AUGUUCGCUGACGACUCACGGCUGCCGACAUUAGUUGAUUACGAUCCAAGUGCAACGCAUUCACCUCCACAAUUGGCAACGAGUUCAAGAUUGAAUGGACAUGGAGGACUCAUAAUACAACCGGCGCGAAUGGCAACGACGUCUUCAAUACCGGUAUUGAACGUAAAGAAUAGACGAGAGGAGAUCAGUGAAUCCUGCAAUCAAAGUGGAUAUCUUGAUGCUGGAUGGUCGAAUUUACAUCUUCAAUAUCUGUCAUGUGUUCUCCGAGGCGAUCGCAAUAUACCAGUGAGCUUACAAUCCGCAUAUGAGCUUUGUGUCAACUUAUGUUACAAUGGCGACGCCCAAUCCCUUUAUCAACGUAUCUACAAUGAGCUCGAGAACCAUUACAAGGAGCUGGGAUCUUUAUUAUCGAGUAUGGCAGCAGCUAAUGACGACUUUUUGGGUUAUCUACGUACAAUGUGGGAAGAAAACAAUGAAAAGCUGGAAAAGAUCAGAUCCGUGUUUAUUGAACUUGAACGACGAUACAUUAUCAAGCAAACCCCUUAUCGAUCAAUACGAGAGCUUGGAAUCCAUCUUUUCUACGUCAAUAUCGUUGAACAUCAUGAUCUGGUCAAGAGACGUCUCAUAUUGAACGUGCUCUUUUUCUUUCACCAAUCAAGAAACAACUGCAACAUCCCAAACGAUCAAAUCCAUUCAGCUAUCAAAAUGAUGCAGGAGAUGAAUAUCUUUACGACCGGCUUCGAGCCCUGUCUGAUUUACGACACCGAGCUUUUCUAUCGAAAUGAAUCCACGCGUAUUUUCUCGAAGCUCAAUGUGCCUGGAUACCUCCAAUUCGCGGCUCGACGACGUUCAUUUGAGGAGAGUCAACAAACAGGGAUACCUUUCACGACCAAAAUGCACAUGAGCGCUAUUGUGAUUGACAAGUUCAUCCGAUCCCCUUUGAAGGACAUCCUUGCAAAAGGCUAUUACAUGAUGCUCGACUCCAACGAUGUAUCCUCAUUAGUGAUGCUGUAUACGACGAUCACUGAACAACAAAAACAGCUAUUACGAAUCGAAUUGGUGGAGUAUAUCAAGACAAGGUUCAGAUCCAAGACGGAGGAAUAUAAGAAUGAAAUGAAAACCAUCAGCUUCAUAUACAAGUUCAAAGCCAAGCUGGAACAUCUUGUUACCAAUGCCUUUGAGAAGGAUGUCAUGCUCACCCAAGCCAUUGCUGAUACCUUUGAGGGUCUCAUCCAAGGCCGCGAACCAGCCAUAGCCAUUGCCGCUGCGGAAUUCAUUGAUAAAAAAAUGAAAUCACAAAAGCUGUUCCAGAAUGCAAACAAUGAUUCCAAUCUCCCUGAUGUAUUUGAUGGGGCACUUACUAUCUUUCGGUCACUUGCAGACAAGGAUGUAUUUGAAGGCGUGUAUCAGCGACUUUUAGGCAGUCGAUUGUUAUCCGGAGCAAGUAAUACCAGGGCUGAAAAAUUGAUGGUGAUCAAGCUUCAAUCAAUUUGUGGGAAUGAUUAUAUGACCCAAUUCACGAAGAUGAUCACAGAUAUCGAUGAAUGGUCAGAUUUCGAUGCUCGCUACAAUGCUCAAGUGAAGAUUGACACGCGGUUCGAUUUCCAAGUGCGCACGGUGUCAAAUGAGGCAUGGUCGUUUGCUGGUACUCAUAGUAUACACCUUGGCAAUGAAUUGCAACGAUACCUGACGCAAUACGAAGCAGCCUUCAGUGCCCACCAUAAGUCUCGCAAGGUGUUAUGGUCCCAUUCGUUGAGUACUUUGGUUAUGGAUGCAAAUUUACGCUUUGGUACGACCCAAUUGAUUGUCAAUGCCUUACAAGCAUCGGUCCUUUUGCUAUUUAAUCGGGAUAAGGAGAUGUGGGAGUUUGAUGAAAUUGCCCAUGAAACCAAAAUCUCUGAUGACCAACUCAAGGAUGUUCUGCGUACAAUGACUUGCUGUCCAGGGGCAUUGUUGCAAAAGGAUUCCCCCGACCCUGAGUAUAUCUGGGAACAAGAUACUUUUUCGUGCAACUUGAAUUUCCGCCAUAGUUCAACCAUUGAUCUUUACCUUGCAUUCUCUAUGGAAGGCAAAAAGGGCAUCGAUCCUGCGAAAAAGCAAUUACCACGCCUUGGCGAUGAUCGAAAGUACAAGAUCGAUGCCACCAUUGUGAGGAUUAUGAAGCAGCAAGGGCAGUUCAAACAUCCUGAAUUGUACGAGAGCGUGAGCACACAGCUUCCUUUUACAAUCUCGGCAAAGGAGUUUAAGGAAUCGGUGGAGUCGUUGAUUGAUAGGGGUAUGAUGAAGCGACAAAGAUCAAAGACCAACCUAUAUGUGUAUUUGCCGUAA